AUGGACGACAUCGACUAUGGAGAUGCAAGUAGAUAUGUCAAUGACGCCUCUAUAGAGAUGGCUUGGGCAAUGAAGGCGGCUGAACGAGCAAAUGUACAUAUGAAUCUUAUAAUGUGCUGCGACACGCGAGUAUUGAGGCUCAACAAACUUCAGGACGUUAUUCAUACAUCGUUUAGAAAUACCUUUCCUGAUCUUGAUGUACACAAGGUCACGGAAGUUGAGCUGAAGCAUGGUGGAAUGAAGGAAAAGUGGCACGAUUUCUGUGAAAGUUUCAGAGAGGUCGUCGAAGACUACUCUCUUGGAACACUCAUGCGGAUAGAGGCUUGUAAAGGUUACAGUGAGGAGAACACUGUAGUUGUUCCAAAGAUUAUCUACUUGGCAAUUGAGAUCGCACGAAACGUGGAAGGAAUAAAUGAAAAAUUGAAAGCGGAAUACUCUGAAGACCAUAGGAAGAAUGGUGCUCAGUUAUAG
Messenger RNA from Haemonchus placei, 471 nucleotides. The record is from the annotation of a GenBank genome assembly. NCBI's taxonomy places the organism in Eukaryota, Metazoa, Nematoda, Chromadorea, Rhabditida, Trichostrongylidae.